CCAGAAUAUAAGAUUGCUGAUCCCAUAUGUACCUACAUAUUUUCAGUUCUUGUGGCUUUUACAACCUUUCGGAUCAUACGGGACACCGGAAUAAUUGUACUUGAAGGAGUUCCAAGGCAUUUAAACAUGGACCUUAUUAAAGAAGAGUUGAUGAAAAUUGAAGAUGUAUUUUCAGUGGAAAACCUGUAUGUCUGGUCUCUAACUUCAGGAAAAACAAUUGCCAUUGUCCACCUACAACUAGUUCCUGGUAGUUCACCCAAGUGGGAGGAGAUCCAAUCCAAGGCCAGGCAAUUGCUGCUGACUACCUUCGGCAUCUAUCAAUGCUCCAUCCAGCUCCAAAGCUACAGGCGGGAGGAGAACAAGCCCUGUGUGAAUUGUCAGAGUGCCUAAUUUUUCCACCCUUCGGGAAGACUCAACUGCCUUAUCCUUUUUAAUCUUGCAGCCCAAAGGCCACAAAGCAAUAAACGUAAGAUAUAAACGGAACGGAGGGCUUUGAGCUCCGACCUGUAACAUCUGCAUUUAAUGCAGUAUCGGCUAUUGGAGCUGUUGGGGUCAGCUUUGGCACGACUCUUUUCAUGAAGACAGACUUGGAUUCUUCUAUCACUGUUUCGUUUCCGCUAGGGUUUUUCUCGCCAAGAUAUUUCCAAGGAGUUGUUUACAGAUCCCUUGAUGUUUGGGCAGGUUCCUCACUGAACGUAGCAUCCACAAUGCCGUUUCUUAACUGUCCUGACUGACACUCCCAAAGGAGCAUCAGGAAAUUUAUCUACUUGAGUUUUCAAAAGAAUUAAAAAAACAAAACAAAACAAAAAAAAACAACACGAUCAUGUUCACAAUUUGUAAAGU
This is a messenger RNA of Protobothrops mucrosquamatus (brown spotted pit viper), 843 nucleotides long. RefSeq names its product zinc transporter 4. The record is from RefSeq and is a predicted model, not a curated record. Gene Ontology annotation, biological process: zinc ion transmembrane transport; response to zinc ion. Gene Ontology annotation, cellular component: plasma membrane. Gene Ontology annotation, molecular function: zinc ion transmembrane transporter activity. Lineage: Eukaryota; Metazoa; Chordata; Lepidosauria; Squamata; Viperidae.